Molecule: messenger RNA, 3755 nt
Organism: Caenorhabditis auriculariae
Lineage: Eukaryota; Metazoa; Nematoda; Chromadorea; Rhabditida; Rhabditidae
Source: the annotation of a GenBank genome assembly
AUGGCAGUCACAUGGAACACUUAUAAAACUGGUAUGAAAUCAUAUAUUUUUUUUUAUAAACUGAAGAAAUCGGCUGUUCAGUUUCACAAGACGUGACUUACGGUCCGACUGGAAUCGCGACAACGACGGUCGCCAAGGGAUCUGUUACGCCUUGGAACUUCGGAGGGAUCGACAGGUUCACCCAUCGGGCAGUCAUGACCAACCUCCAGCCUGAAACUUCUUACAGUUAUUCAUUCUUAUAGCUAUCCACCUCACAAGACAUAUUUUACAGCCUACAAGAUUGAUCAACGUACAUUUCGCUUCAAAACUUUACCAAAAGAUUUGAAAUCUUACAAGGUUUGUAAAUUCAUGUUUUUGGAUUUGUCAAAGAACUUUUCAUCCAAUAAUAAUGGAAUUAGUUUCCAAGGUUUGAAUUCGUUUGAAGCUAUUCGAGAAUAAACUUAAAGAAAAAGAAUUUCAUCUCUUAAAAAAAAGCUGCUUUCAAGAAAAAAAGUUGAACAAUGUAUUAAACCGAAAAAAAAUCUUCAAAAAAGGAAAGAUUGGCUCAGAAUAAAAAAGUUCAAAAAGUAGAAAUUAGACUUGAAAUCAAGAAAAAUGAAUAAUUUAUAGGUUUGCGUGUUCGGUGAUUUGGGCUUCUUCCAUGGUAACUCUACGGAGAGUAUAAUCAACAAUGGACUCGCUGGAAAAUUCGAUUUCAUCGUUCAUGUUGGUUUGGCCUCAUUAUUGAUUGGAAAAAGCAUGAAAUUUGAAUCCCAGGAGAUAUCGCGUAUGAUCUUCACGCCGACAAUGGAAGAGUCGGUGACGAUUUCUUGAACGAGAUGGAGCCCCUCAUUUCCACAGUAAGUCUGAGCAAAGAUUUCAAAAACGCAGAUAACUCGGCUUAAACACAAAUGGCGCAUUUUUUUUUCUAAUUUCCUGAGAUUCAGAAGGCCCUAAAGCACCUUUGUACAAAGUUUCAUAAAACCUCAACAACUUUUGCACUUCCAGUGUUAUUUCUGAAAGUUAGCUCUAGAACUUUCAACGGCUUUCAAAUUAUGAGCCGAGGUAUUGAAGGAUAAUAGUCCGACGAAAUAUAUAAUAAUUUUUUUUCCGAGCUCGUUUCAAAAUUUUUCUUGAAAAGCUUCUCGGAUUCCUUUUUAUAACGUUUAUAUAGGUAUAACACUCAAAAAUAAAUAUGAAAGGUACAGAAAGAACAAGUGGAAUAUUCAAGACAAAUAAAAUCUUAGUUUAUGACAUGAACCACACUUAUUUUUACCGGAUAGUAUAGCUUCACAGAUGCCUUACAUGGUCAUCGCUGGGAACCACGAAGACGACGGCUUCAACUUCACCAACUAUCAGAUGAGGUUCAGCACGCCGCCAAAUGGAUUCAACGAUAAUCAGUUCUACAGGUUCCUGUUUUCAUUCAGUCUGAAUGACUUCGAAUUUUGUUGAGAUGGAAAAAAAAAGAUUUCAGUUCGUAGUGUAUCUGAAGAGCCGUGCUAAUUUUCUUGAAAGAUUAUAAUAAAAAGAGCUUCGUGAGGCUCGGCUAAGUGAUUUUUUGUGCAUUACUUGGAUUAUUCAAGGCUUUCGCAUUUUUAGACUCGCAGAAAAGAUUGAACUGUGAAUUUCAGUUUUGACCUUGGUCCUGUCCAUUGGGUCGGAGUAAGCACAGAGAACUAUGGAUAUUACUACGCCUAUGGCGUUGAUCCAGUUUACACUCAAUACAAUUGGCUCAAAGCGGAUUUGACGGUAAGGGAGGAGAUGAUCGAAGAUUUAAAAAAAAUGAUUUUCGAAGUGAGUUCGCAUGAAAUUUACACACGUUCUCCGAGAUUGAUGAGUUGCCAAAACAGUGAGGCACUAAAAAUUCAUGUUGCUUUUUUCGAGCUCAUACUUUUAUCACAACAACUAAAUAAGCUUCUGAGACUUUUAGUUAAGGUUUUGACAGGCUCCGCCCCUUUUAUGGAUUGCUGUAAACACGAAAAAAAUCUAACUUUUUUCUCCGUGGUCUAAAUUGAAUGAAACUUUUCCCAAACAAAAGUCAGUGGUAAAAUAAACAUUUUUUGUAUACUAACUUUCUUUUGAACAUCUUUUUCAAACCGAAAAAAAAGAUUUUCAUUGAAAAUCGUGCAUUUUUUUUCGUUUUUGAUGUUUUUUGCGGGAAGGAUCCUCCUACCCGUGGAAUUUUAUUUAUUUGAAAACUGAUAAGGGAGAAGGAAAGGAUAAAAUGAAAAGGCGGAAGACAGUUGAAAGAAACGAAAUAAUUGAAAAAAAUAAAAAUUUGUUUUCUAUGGUCAAAAAAAUACCGUAGCCUCCGCAAAGAGAUUCUUUUUUUGUGGUAGAAAAUGAGAAUUUAAACACAGGCCGGGACUGGGAUAAAAAAAUCUUUUUCUUAAUCAUGAUACUUCUUUGGCUCCCCUUUUUUUCUACGCUAUUUUUUCUUUUUAACUUUUAAUAAUUCUCUUGAGAAAAUGCUCUUGGUAUAAGUGUCUCACCAAAAAAACGUUCAUCAAUUUUUGGAAAAAUUUCUGCGAUUUUUCAAAAAAUAUAAAAAGAAAUCCUGUUAAAUUCUGGCAUCCACAAUUUUUCGACUUGAAGGCUCUGAACCAAAGAAGAUCUCAAGUUCCGUGGGUGGUCACCUUUCAGCACCGGCCGUUCUAUUGCAGCAACACCAACUCGGCAGAGUGUCAAUCUUUCGAAAAUCGAUUGGUUUUCAUAUCAGAAUAUUAUUUGGAAGAAAUAUCCGGACUAGGUCCGGACUGGCUGGUUGGACAUGAAGGGACUUGAGCCGCUAUUCCUGCAGCAGUCGGUUGACGUCGGCUUCUGGGGCCAUGAACACUCCUACGAGAGGUUUUAUCCCGUCGCCGAUCGACAGUACUGGAAUGGGGUGAAUUAGAUCAAAAAACAUUGAGAUGACUCCCAAUUUCAGAAUGACGCCUACAACAACCCGAAAGCUCCUAUAUAUAUCAUCACGGGAUCGGCGGUUCUUUUAAAUUUGAAUGCUGAAUCCAAUUUAUUUUUUCCAGGGAUGCCACACUCCGGAUGCAGAAUUCACCGACAAACCUUGGCCGUGGAGCGCGGUCAGGUAUGAAGAUAUUAUAUUUCUCAAAAGUUUGCGAAAAAACACUGUUGCCAAGUUUUUCUGAUUUGAGAAAAUAUUAUUUUAAAGUGAGAGUCAAAAAAAAAAUUCGUUGCUCAAUGGACAGAACGUAUAUUUAUUCUCCUUUGAUUCAUUGAUUUUUUCUCCGAUAUUUCUCUAAUUUUUUUUUUGAUUCUCAACUUUUUCUUCAGGAAAGCUAUAAAUUAGGUUGUGAACUUUUACCACGAAAACUUAGCCUUGAUGUAAAUUAGAUUACAGUGAAACCUUAUGUACAAUUCUCUCGGCGUGGCAUUAAAAUGGAUAUAUAUUUUGAAGAUUUCUUUUCGCCAUUCCGGUAGUGAGUUGAAUUCCAUCAUAACUAUUUUUGCGGACAGUCACCUUCUUUUUCACAGAAACAACGACUACGGUUAUUCGAUCAUGACUGUCGCCAACGGUACUCAUCUCCGGAUAGAACAGAUUUCGAUCGACAAAAAGGAAGCGACGGUAGACGACUUCUGGAUCGUCAAAGAUCUGCAACAUCUUCACACCUCCGCUAUGAGGUUUCCGAAUUUUCGAACUAGUCGAAGGGGCAAAUAUUUGCAGAAACGCCUCGCCCGGGGUCAAGUUUCCGCCUUUGAAAUGUCAUUUCAAAGACGUUGCUUGCACCCGAAGUCUCAAACAAAUUAAUGAAGAGCUUUAA